AUGACGACCGGAAUUCUGAAGACGUCGGGCGACAAGAUCGUGGACAACAAUGGCCAGCAGGUUGUACUGCGAGGCACAGCAAUUGGAGGAUGGAUGAACAUGGAGAACUUCAUCACCGGCUAUCCCGGCCACGAGAGCCAGCACCGGAAAGCUAUGCUCGCCGUGCUGGGUCAGGAGAAGUACGAGUACUUCUUCGACCGGUGGCUCGAGCAUCACUUUACCGAGGCGGACGCGAAGUUCUUCGCAAGCCUGAAACUCAACUGUAUCAGGCUGCCGUUCAACUAUCGGCAUUUCGAGGACGAUAUGAAUCCUCGCGUGCUAAAGGAGAGUGGCUUCAAGCAUCUAGACCGCGUCGUCGAUCUCUGCGCCAAGCAGCAAAUCUACACCAUUCUGGAUAUGCAUACUGUUCCUGGCGGCCAGAACCCGGACUGGCAUAGUGACAACCCCACUGCCUACGCCGCGUUCUGGGACUACAAGGACCACCAAGACCGCACGAUAUGGCUCUGGGAGCAGAUCGCAGCCCGCUACAGGGGCAAUCCCUGGGUCGCUGGAUACAACCCCAUAAACGAACCCUGUGAUCCAGAACAUGUGCGACUGCCGGCAUUUUACAAGCGCAUCGAGAAGGCGAUCAGAGCCGUGGACCCAGAUCACAUCCUGUGGCUGGACGGCAACACUUUCGCCAUGGAGUGGAAAGGGUUUGACGAGAUCUUGCCCAACUGUGUGUACGCGCUGCAUGACUACUCGAUGAUGGGCUUCCCAACCGGCGAACGCUACGAAGGGACCGCCGCCCAGAACGAGAUCCUGGAGAAGUCGUUCCUGCGCAAAUGCGAGUUCAUGCUGCAGCACAAGGUUCCCAUCUGGAACGGAGAGUUUGGCCCGGUGUAUGAACCUGCGUCCACCCCUGAUGCCGAUGCCAUCAAUCAGGCGCGCUACAACCUGUUGGGCCAGCAACUGAAGAUCUACGACAAGUACUCGAUCAGCUGGUCCAUCUGGCUGUACAAGGACGUCGGUGUGCAGGGUAUGCUGCACACGAGCCCCGCCUCCAAGUGGAUGAAGACAAUCCAGCCUUUCCUGGAGAAGAAGAAGAAGCUUCGCCUGGACGCGUGGGGCGUGCACUACAGCGAGGAGAGCGAGAAGGCCGUCAAUCCCUUGGUGGAGUGGAUCGACAGUGUCUGUCCGGAUGCCAAGGAGGUGUACCCGGGACCGUGGAAGACGGAGCGCCACGUGCUGAGAGCGGUGGUGCAGACGUACCUGUCUGACGCGUUCCAGAAGGAGUUUGCCGAGCAAUUUAGGGGCUUCAGCACGGACGAUCUUGAACAGUGUGCGAGGAGUUUCCACUUUGACGAGUGCGUGCAGAGGGAGGGACUCAACAAGAUCCUGAGUGAUUAUGCUAAGGUGCAGAAAUGA
Molecule: messenger RNA, 1407 nt
Organism: Cyphellophora europaea CBS 101466
Lineage: Eukaryota; Fungi; Ascomycota; Eurotiomycetes; Chaetothyriales; Cyphellophoraceae
Exons: 5
Coding region: 1-1407 (468 amino acids)
Biological process (GO): glucan catabolic process
Cellular component (GO): cell surface; extracellular region
Molecular function (GO): beta-glucosidase activity
Source: RefSeq, a predicted model, not a curated record